AAAUUCAGACAGGGUUUGAAGUUCAGUAGUGUGCGUGAAAUCGACACUACUAGGCCUAUAUUUCUGUCCUCCUUUCUCUAGAUACACAAUUAAUAGCCUACGCUAGCUUUCUGACCAGUCUUUGAAAUUUGUCUUUCUCUGGAUACAAAAUUAAUAACCUACCUGACCAGCCUCUCAAUUUUGUUUCUAUUUCAUCGAUUUAUUUUCUGGCCAUAAACUUGUUACAAUGGUCAAGGUAUUGUGCAAACUAUGUGUACCUGUUCUGGUAGUAUUUAUCACGGCAAAUCUGGCCUCGGAAAUUCCUUCAUUGAAUCAAGUGGCGGGUGCUUCACAGAUAGGAGAGAUGUUCGACGCCAUAUUGAAAGCUAAGCCUCUUUGCGAAGAAUGGGAGACUAUAGAACUGACCAAAGACGAUCUAGAUCUCGGAAGCUUACCCAAAGGAAAAUUAAUAAUUAAUACUGGAAAUUUGAAAGGCCACGAGGUUGUACCAGGCGAAGUUUAUCAUUUUGACCAGUCAAAAUUGACUGGCCGCGUCUGCAUUUGCCAUAUACCGGAAUUACCCUGUAUUCCACUUUGCUGCCCGUCAUACCAGGUGGCUUCUAUUAAUAGUGAUGGCAAACUCAACUGUGUCAACAAAACUGAAGAUAAACAUUUACUGGAAGAUUUCGCCAAGCACCUCCAGCAGACUUCACUGCUGAAAGAGAACCAAUUUACGGUGGUUCACCACAACGGACUGAAAACGCUUACUGAGUGUUCGAAAGUGUUGCCGAAUGCCAAAGGCUAUUCCUACAGAAGAGGCAAUGAGACACGCAUCGACCCUGUGGAUGGUAACUUAACAACAGGUGACAAACAGGUGUUCCGCAAUGAAGACUAUUGCUAUCUGGCCGACAAGCAGAACAAAGAGACCAAGUUUGUGCCCGUCUACUGCCAGAAAUCUUCGGCCGUUUUCCAAGCUGCGCCAUCUGCCAUGUCCAUCAUUUUCUUCAGUUUCGCGUCCAUGUUGGUUCUCUAUCUAGCGGUUCCAUAAGACACAAAUCCAGUUUACAAUUUUCGAUAUAAGAUUCCAAUUCGAUCAACUGGUUCUCUAUCUACAGUAGCUGUUCCAUAAGACACGAAUCCAGUUUUCAAUUUUCUGAUAAAAAUAUUCUAAUUCAAUCAACUGGUUCUCUAUAUCUAGCUGUUUAAUGAGACACGAAUCCAGUUUUCAAUUUUCCGAUAAAAAGAUUCUAAUUCAAUCAACUGGUUCUCUAUCUAGCUGUUUAUGAGACACGAAUCCAAUUUACAAUUUUCUGAUAAAAAGUUUCUAAUUCAAUCUAGCUGUUCAAUGAUAAACGAAUCCAGUUUUCAAUUUUCGAUAAAAAGAUUCUAAUUCGAUCAACUGGUUCUCUAUAUCUAGCUGUUCAAUGAGACACGAAUCCAGUUUUCAAUUUUCUGAUAAAAAGAUUCUAAUUCAAUCAACUGGUUCUCUAUCUACAGUAGCUGUUCCAUAAGACACGAAUCCAGUUUUCAAUUUUCAGAUAAAAAGAUUCUAAUUUGAUCAACUGGUUCUCUAUCUCUAGCUGUUCCAUAAGACAUGAAUCCAGUUUUCAAUUUUCCGAUAAAAAGAUUCUAAUUCGAUCAACUGGUUCUCUAUCUACAGUAGCUGUUCCAUAAGACACGAAUCCAGUUUUCAAUUUUCUGAUAAAAAGAUUCUAAUUCAAUCAACUGGUUCCCUAUCUAGCUGUUUAAUGAGACAGGAAUCCAGUUUUCAAUUUUCCGAUGAAAAGAUUCUAAUUCAAUCAACUGGUUCUCUAUCUAGCUGUUUAAUGAGACACGAAUCCAAUUUACAAUUUUCUGAUAAAAAGUUUCUAAUUCAAUCUAUCUGUUCAAUGAUAAAUGAAUCCAGUUUUCAAUUUUCCGAUAAAAAGAUUCUAAUUCGAUCAACUGGUUUCCUAUCUAGCUGUUCAUGAAACACGAAUCCAGCUUUCAAUUUUCUGAUAAAAAGAUUCCAAUUCAAUCAACUGGUUCUCUAUCUACUGUAGCUGUUCCAUAAGUCACGAAUCCAGUUUUCAAUUUUCAGAUAAAAAGAUUCAAAUUUGAUCAACUGGUUCUCUAUCUACAGUAGACUAGCUGUUCCAUAAGACAUGAAUCCAGUUUUCAAUUUUCCGAUAAAAAGAUUCUAAUUCGAUCAACUGGUUCUCUAUCUACAGUAUCUGUUCCAUAGGACACGAAUCCAGUUUUCAAUUUUCUGAUAAAAAUAUUAUAUUUUCUGUACAAAUUUACUUCUGACUUGAAGGAAUAUGCAGCGCAGAGAAAUGGAGGGAGAUCAGCCAAUUACAGUGAUUAAUAGAGUUAUAGGUAGAAGCGUAGUUGCCAAUUUGUCAAUAGUCUGUCUGCUCAACUAGAUGUUGGACAACGCUGGCCGCUUCAAAACGGCAACAUCGCGCCUCUGUAUCCCUCCCGCUGUAAGCUUUCUCUGCUGCGCAUGUCCAUCCCAAGUAAGAAGUAAUUCUGCACAGAGUAAAAUUCCAUCAACUUCCAUGCUUGUUCUCUAACUAGCUGUUCCAUGAGACACAAAUUCGGUUUUCAAUUUUCUGAUAAAGAGAUUCUAAUUCAAUUAUACCUUCCAUGCUGAUUCUCUAUUUAGAUGUUCAAUGAUAAAUGAAUUUGGUUUUCAAUUCUCCGACGGAAAAAUUCUGAUUCAAUUAUACCUUCCAUCCUGGUUCUCUAUUUAGCUGUUCCAUGAUAAACAAAAUCUAUUUUCUGAUAGGAAGAUUCUAAUUCAAUAGCCUUCCAUACUGGUUAUUCACUUAUUCAUUUCACUUAAUGAUGAAAAAUACAGACAGACAGACAGACAUACAUAGUGGAAGGAAGGAGCAACAUUCAUAGCCCUCACUAUUUCUAACAUGAUUUGUUUAUAUCAUAACACAGGUAGACCCACGCAGUUACUAUAUAACCAGGUUAUAUGGCCCAUGACCAGUAAAUUAAUAUUGGUUUUAUAGGUAGUUACUGUAGGUAGGCCUAAUCUUUCUAGUAUUAGCAGUUGGAAUUUUCACAUGUUUAUUAACUUUUAAGCUUGCUUUUAAUAAUAUAUUAAGUUAAUAACAUGUUUAUUGUAAUUUAUUUGAUAUGUACUAUCUACAAUAAUAUUAUUAUUUUUAUUAUUGAUAUGCAAUAUCAGAUUUUAUAAAAUUUAGAUUUUCGUUUAAUAUAUAACAAUUAUCAAAAUAUGAUUAAUAGAAUUUAGUUGAAGUCAUAGAUAUGUUUCUAAUAAAAUAGUUGACAGUACUUGUUUUGAGAGUAUUUUAAAAUUAUUUUUUCUAUGAAUAUUGAACCUCUACUAAAUAAUUACCAAUUCAACAUUUGAGAUAAACAUAAAAACAGUGACGUGGCUGAAGAAUAACCCAUUCUACACCAUGAGUGAAUACGUGCAUUUCUAUGCACACAAGGACAACAUAGCCUGACCUGCCAUCUUAAGGUGCGUACAGAUAUACGCGCCGUGAACAUGAGCAAUUCACUUUUAAUCAGCUGAUUAUAUCUAUAUUUUUACAGAAACGGUAAGAUACAGAUCUAAAAAGCUUGGCAUCAGCUGAUUAAAAGUGAUAAUACCUGGUCUGGUAAAGUGAUCCCCUCUUAUACCUGGUCUAUGUUAAUGACAUCGAGAGUCACGUCAAUUUCAAACUCUCUCUUUUUGCGGACGACACUACAGCUUUAAUCACCAGUAGGAACAGUGAAUGUUUGAUAAGAGAGGCUGAGAGGUGUCUUGCUGAAUUAGAUUCGUGGUUUGUUCAGAAUAGCCUUAGUUUGAACUGCAAAAAAACUAAAGUAAUUCCCUUCAGUAGAGACUAUAAAAGUUUUGGAAUAAACUUGAAUACUCAAAGUAGAGUUGAAACUUGUGAUUCCACGACAUUCUUGGGUCUGAUGGUGGAGAGUGAUUCGAAGUGGAAGCUACAUAUUUCUCAUGUCACUGGUGAAUUGAAUAGAGCCUUGUUUGCAUUAAGAGUAAUGGCUAGAGUAGGGAGUGAAAAAACUUUUCUUUUUGUAUAUCAUGCUUAUUUUCUGUCAGUUAUGAGAUAUGGAGUUAUUUUUUGGGGAAAAAGUAUAGAGAAUAAUGGAAUAUUCAUACUGCAGAAGAAAGCCAUUAGGAUAAUUUAUAAGAUUAAUACAAUGCGCUCUUGCAGACCUUAUUUUAAAGAAAAGAGAUUGCUGACGGCUCCUGCUAUUUAUAUAUUAGAUUUAGCAAUCUUCGUUUUUAAAAAUAGACGAAUGUAUGAGGAGAACCAGGUGAGUCAUCCCCAUAAUACACGAUUCAGAGGUUUUGUUUAACCACAUCACAGACUAAGCCUGCUGGAGAGUGGCCCGUUUUAUAUGGGAAUGAAAAUAUUUAAUUCAAUACCAUCUCACAUAAGAGAAAUUGAUCGCUUGAAGGAGUUCAAAAAACACUCAGGGAAUUCCUUAUUGUAUUGUGUCCGUACAGGUUAGCAGACUUCCUUGUUGAAUAGUGUUUGAUUGAUGUAUGUUAUGUGGGAUCUGUUGUGUUGAAAUAUGAGGGACGGUAGAUAUUAGAUUAAACUUUGACGUGUAAUAUACUGCGGGAUCGUUGCUUCCUUUAAUGCAGUUCAGUAAUUGUGACGAACAAGAAAAGUAAAGUAAAGUAAAGAAUUGCUCAUGUUCGCGGCGCGCAUAUCUGUACGCACCUUUAGAAGUAAAUUAAUGACGCCAUCUAUACAGUUCACUACUGGUCUUUGAUGAAGAAAAAGGAAUAAGGAAUAAGAUGAAAUUAUGUUAAAUCAAUGUAGGUUUCUGAAGAUGUGAUAUGAAAAUAAUUGUGAAUAUGUUCAGUGUCCUUCAAGAUUCUCAAUUAUUGUAAGCUGUUUUUGAUUUCAAGUUUGAAAUACAACACUUUUGAAAACCAAAAAUAAUUUGAUCAUUUCUAUUUUAAAUUGUUCAAUGAAAUGUAAACUCCAUUCAUUUGUACUUAUAUUUGCAAUUUAUUAAAAAUAUCCAGAGUAAUCAUAUUAUUUUUUAUUGAUCAAUUCUCAAUCAUUUUUCUGGUAUUUGAAUAAGAAUUUAUUCAAUCACUAAGUAUUUGGAGUGUAAUAUACUAUGUAAUGUACUAUCUAAUAUAAGUAAUGCAUAUACUAUAGAUUGAUGAAAUUCAGUCCAAAUACUUAAUGAUUGAAUAAAUUCUUAUUCAAAUACCAAAAAAAAUGAUUGAGAAUUAAUGUAUAUAGCUAACGACGGCUUCAUAGCCAAGCUUUUGAUUUUGUUUGAUGAGCUAUACAUAUUUUGUUAAAUUUUUUGUCAAUAUAUUAUUAUUCUAUUCUACUAAUGCAUAUAUAUUUAUGUCACGUGUAGUCUACUCAGAGAAUACGAUUGAGCAAACUCUUGAAAUAUUAAAUAACUUUUUUUGCUAUUAAAUACUGUAAUUAUUUAAUUUUCUCUCUGUAUUUUUCUCUAGUCUUAUAUUAAUAAUAAAUGCCUAAAAACAAAGCUUGACUUAUCUUGCUUGUGUAUUAUAUAAUUUUGUAUUUAUCAAUAAAAAAUAUCCAUCAUGGA
Messenger RNA from Nilaparvata lugens (brown planthopper), 5538 nucleotides. RefSeq lists its product as uncharacterized. Bases 227 to 1027 code for a protein of 266 amino acids. Gene Ontology annotation, molecular function: G protein-coupled receptor activity. The transcript is spliced from 3 exons. The record is from RefSeq and is a predicted model, not a curated record. Lineage: Eukaryota; Metazoa; Arthropoda; Insecta; Hemiptera; Delphacidae.